UGAAGUUGAGAAGCCCGAAUAGAAUCACCUUGCUCUGUUCCUUCCCUUAUUGGCCUGGUGGCGGCAUUAUCUUCUCUUCGCUCUUAUCUUUCUCUUUCUUGCUUUUCCUUACCGUUGCUCUUGACGCUCGUCUGCUCCAACUCGCAAACAAGGAAAUUAGCCAUCGCAGCAAUCAUUGAAUUGAGUCCUAAUUCGAUAAGGCCACCGAGUCCUAAUUCGAUUAGGAGCCGGUGAUGACGUCGAAACCAAUUGGAAUACGAAACCAAUUGGAAUACGAAACAAUAGAACCCAACCGGCUUUAUAUGCCAGCCCUCCCCUUGGUCAUUGUACAGAAUCUCCGAGACAAACGGAGGGCCAACGCUAUGCAGCACAAGGAGGAGGAAGCGGCGAAGACCAUGGAGCAAGCCGAAGAGUUGUUCAAGGCCCACGACUACCGCGGCGCGCUGAUGCUGGCACACAAGGCUCGAUGCCUCUUCUCCUCCCUCCCCGGCCUCGUCAACGUUCUGAUCGCCUACCACAUCCAUGUCUGUGCCAGGGCAAGAAAAACCCCGUCCGGGGACACCGAUUGGCACGCUGUCCUCAGCGCCCCACCCUCAUCCGACGCCACGGUGAUCAAGAAGCAAUACAUGAACAUGCGCCACCUUACCCACCCCGAAAAUUGCAAGUCUGCGGCCGCCAAAGGUGCUUUCCAGCUAGUCGAGCGGGCUUGGAGCUGCUUAAAUUCUUCUUCCCCGCCUCCCGCUGGUUCCACCACCAGCUCGGAACCCCAAAACACGACCUCUCGUCCACGUUCCCCGCAACCUCCUACUCGGACCGGAGAUGCCAAAGUGAAACCAGCCAUCAGGAACAAUUCCAAGUGUCAGAGCGCCAUGAUUACACCGGAAAACCAAUUCACCGAGUCAAGCUCUCGUAGACAACCAGAAAAUGGUUUGCCACCGCCUCGACAUACACCGACUUCUCCUUCUUCUCCUUCUCGGGCGGGCAGUUCCGCACAAGCCACCUCCUUCACCAUGCACUCUUCAUCGCAGUCGAGCAUACCGAAAUUUCUGCUGUGCCCCUUCUGCGGGACUCAGAAUUGCUACAGGGUGAUCGAUGGCCUCUGCCAUAUCACUUGCAAGCAAUGUGGCGUUACUUCUUCCAUCAGAAGGGAAGGUGCUUCCUUGAACAGGAGUGAUCAAGUUAGUGGUGCCUCGCCACCGAGUUCACAAACCGGCAUAGCAGUGUGCCGGAAGUGCCGCAUUCCAUAUGACGGUAAGAUACCGAACAACCGACGGAUCCUUCGGAAGUGCAAGCUGUGUGGUUCAUGGGCUUCCAUCAAGCUGGAGAUCAAGCAAAUCAGAAUUCACGAAGAUCAGACUACUUCCGUGGUUCCUGGUAGUGGUGACGAGCCUUCAGAGGCUUGGUUCGUUGCCCCUGCGUGGUAGGGCUCGCAAAUACGUAGGCAAGGAGAGUUAAUUGUAGUGGAGAUGAGGGGUCCGGGAACAAUUUUUUGUGAUUGAUGUCUUGUGAUGGACAUGUGCCUGUCGUUUUCCAGUUUUUUUCCUUUUUUAUUAAUUUAUGUCGUUAUGUUCAUGCAUACUAUCAAUUUAAUUAUGUUAUUAUCGUCA
Elaeis guineensis (African oil palm) is the source of this 1607-nucleotide messenger RNA. RefSeq lists its product as uncharacterized. NCBI's taxonomy places the organism in Eukaryota, Viridiplantae, Streptophyta, Magnoliopsida, Arecales, Arecaceae. The record is from RefSeq and is a predicted model, not a curated record.